GCCGCCGGGCGGAGCCGGUCUCUCACACGGACCGAGGGACAGCGGCAGCCGGGAGCCGGGAGCGGGCGGUUCGGGAAUGGCCGGCGGCCGCGGCUCGGGGCCCGGGAGCUGGAGCGUGUGAGCGCGGAGCCGGGAGCCGGGAGCCGGGAGCCGGGAGCCGAGAGGCCGGAGCCCAGGGACCGGCAGCAAAAUGGACGCGGGGGGAAUGGAGAAGGACUGCAGCGCCCUGGGGGGGCUCUUCCAGACCAUCAUGAGCGACAUGAAGGGCGGUUACCCAGUUUGGGAGGAUUUCAUUUCCAAAACUACAAAGCUGCAAUCACACUUAAGGACUACCAUUGUAAUUGCUGGAUCCUUUCUCGAUGCUUUUCAGAAAGUAGCAGACCUGGCAACUAACACACGAGGUGCUACAAAAGAGAUUGGUUCAGCUCUGACCAGGAUGUGUAUGAGACAUCGCAGUAUUGAGUCAAGGCUCAAACAGCUUACUGCUGCUCUGACUGACAGUUUGAUAAACCCUCUGGAGGGUCGGAUUGAGGAGUGGAAGAAAAUUGCCAACCAACUGGAUAAGGACCAUGCCAAAGAAUACAAGAAAGCUCGACAAGAGAUCAAGAAGAAAUCGUCUGAUACACUAAAAUUGCAGAAAAAAGUGAAAAAAGGGAAGGAAGAAGUGAGGCUACAGUUGGACACAGCUUUACAGGAUGUCAAUGAAAAGUAUGUGCUGCUGGAGGAGACAGAGAAGCAGGCUGUGUGCCGGGCCCUGAUUGAGGAACGCAGUCGCUUCUGUACAUUUGUUACCCUUCUGCGACCUGUGCUGGGUGAGGAAAUUGGAAUGUUGGGAGAGGUUACCCACUUGCAGUCUAUCCUCGAAGACCUGACAAACCUGACAGCUGACCCCCAGACUCUGCCUCCUGCCAGCGAACAGGUAAUCUCGGAUUUGAAGGUGGCGGAUGAUUAUGGCUACACAUACCACACCCCGCCCUCCUCCCCUAGCAGCGCUCACUCGCGGAGGGGCACUGUGAGCAGCAUAUACCAUUACCCACAAAGUACAGGGAAACAUCCCAGCAUUCCCAACUUUGAAUCAGCCUCGGCAUCAAUGGAAACACUUCAUAUACAGCCCCCGUCUGUUUCGACAGCUGAUGGCACCAGCCAGAAAUCCACCAGUUCAGCAUCCUCCGAGGCCUCCGAAACCUGGAGGUCGGUGAGUGAAUGCAGUUCUCCCACCUCUCUCUGCUCUGGCUACAAGACCGGCCUGUGGACAGCAGCCAGCAAGGACUGGGCAAAAUUAGCACCGAUGGAGCAGCUGCAGACUAACUGCCUCCAGCCGAAGGAAGCAGCUUCUUAUCAAAUGGUUGGAGAGAAUGGAGCCCAGACACCGCUGGAAGCUGGUGUGUAUACACAAGCCAUGGAGAGAGCGCAGUCUACAGGAGGGCCUGUUGCGUACAAGCCACAGAUUGGACAGAUGAGUGCUCGCGAACAUCUUGCCUUAACCUUGAGUCAAGGAAUGAAUGUGGAUACACAAAGGAGCAGCCGGGACUCUCUGCAUUGUUCGAGUGGUUACAGCACCCAGACAACUACACCAUCCUGCUCAGAGGACACUAUCCCCUCACAGGCAGUGAAGAAGGAACAGUCCCUGAUUGUGCCUGAUUAUGAUUACCUGUCUCUGCAUGGAGAGCAGGAACUGCCUGAUCAGAUUGACUUUGAUAAAUCGUCCACCAUUCCCAGGAACAGUGACAUCAGCCUGAAUUACAGGAAGAUGUUCCAGGUGAAGCGGCCAGCUUCUACAGUGAGUCUCUUAGUUGACCCUGAGCCCACGAUGACAUCUCAUGUUGCUACGAUUCGCAGAAAGCCUUCCAGCAAACCAACCUUUCGGCGUGGCACCAUCGGCGGUGUGCCUAUUCCUAUCCGGACUCCGAUGGUGCCAAUUCCAGGGCCACCUGUGGCCAGCAAGCCGAUGGGGCUGGCAGUGUCUCGGACGGGCAGCGAGGAGUGUGUUAGUCUGCACGGAGGGCGUUCCAGUUUUGUGCAAAGGAAGCAGGGAAUCUGCAGCUCGACCCAAAGCUUAAGCAUGGCCCAGACCCCUGGCUACACCCUCGUACCAGAGAAACCUCUCCAGGUCAGUGGCCUCCAGCGAUCAGCCCCCAAUCUCCAGAAUGCUCGAGAAUUGAUGCCAGCAACAAAUAAUACAGGAAACGGACUGACUCCGCACUUGGGACCCGCUGAGGAUUCCCAAAGGACUGCAGGGGUCCACAUUGCUGCUGCUACCCCCUCACCAACUGAGGGAGGUGAUGAUGUUCUGUCCAUGAUUCGCAGGGGGGUCAAACUUAGAAAGACUUUAACCAAUGACCGAUCAGCCCCCAGGAUCAUUUAACACCCUCAGCCCCUGGGAGAAAUGCAAAUAGUUUCAAAGCCAACGACUUUGUCCCCUUGCUCUCUUCCUCUGCCUUUUGUUUUUAAACUGGUGACAAUUCUUUCUCCUCAUUCUCAGCUUAAACUGUUCAUACACAAAUCAUCAUCAAGAACCUGCCAAGUGCCAGCUCCUCUGAUGGCUCAGGAAUCCUUGCCUGCUCCUGUACCCAAUUACAGAGUGGGAGGCUGACCCUCUCAGAUGCUGUGGGCUCGGGAAGGAUAGUGAACGCAAGACUGCAUCACACAGCCCAGCAGGUGAUGAGCUGAGACUCCAGCGAGGGGAUAGGCUGCCAUUGGUCCAAUUACCCUGGUUAGCGAUGGAAAUCCAGGCCAGGUUCUUCCUCAUGAUGACUGAAGAAUGAAUCCUGAAAUGGGGCUGUGUAGAUAUUGGGUGACAGUGAAUCAGAGCACAAUGUCUCUCACUCCACCCAGUUAACAUUAACCCUCUCUGCUCAGCAUUUGGAGAAAACCAUUUGUGGGGAAGUGGCAGAAUUUUCAUGGAUCUUAUCCCAGCUCCAGCUUCAGAAGAGAAUAGCAAGAAAUCAGAGUGGGGUGGGGAAUGGGAGUGUGCACCUCCCCCUCCUGAACCAAACUGACCCUGUUCCUUGCAGCAACAAGCACUGCCAGGAACGUGAUUCAUCCAUUUGAAGUGUGUUUUGAGGUGGAAAACGUGGAAAUAACAUUAUGACACUUCAGGGGAUCUGCUCAGGAUUUCGAACUAGAAACUCCUUACAAAGGAUUUGAUUUAAGUUGCUCUGGAUUUGUAAAGAACACUGUUCUCUUAGUGAAAAGCAGCAAAAUUCAUCUUCACACAGGAACUCCAGCAGUUCACUUGUUUUCAUGGUUUUUUAAAAACUGCAUGGUGGAGGGCAACAAUAGAUUUAUUUUCUUUCCUUAACAUCAAAAGAUAUUUAUUUGUGUCAAAAUUGUGAAAGCUUUUGUUGUACAAUGAGUUCUUGCAGCAAAUAUUGCUGUUAAACUCCACCACACUCAUUUAUGCGAAAGGCUUUAAAUGGUAACGAAUUAGUUUGUAUAUGUUAGUUUUUAAAUCCCUUUUAAAGUUUAUCUUUUACUGCUGGGGCCUGUUGCAUUGCUUUGUAGUUCUGGCAUCUUUGCAGUUUGGGCUCAAGGUGUUCAGGGGUGACAGUGUUUAAUUAUCUGUUCUUUUGGCUUAAGUGGAUAGUGUUUUAAAAUUGUCCGCCCAUCCCAAACUUUAAUUGGCUAUUAAACUAUGUUAGUUAGCUUGCAAUGUGAACAGUCCGCUAAAUAUUUUCUUUUAUAUGAUAGGUUUAGCAAGAAAUGCAUCUCGCCUUAGCAUUUGUACAUCAGCACAUUCCUGUAACUGCUGCCUGAGCUGUGUGCACUGUGAUGUUAUGAAGAGCUAACGUGCAGCCUUUAACCACUGGCUGCAGCUCGUGCCUGGCCCGGCUGGUGCUAAAUAACCUUUUCUUAUCCACUCCAACAAACCUCAGUGGAAUCUCCAUUGUGUCUCCUGAGAUCUAGAGUGAGAAUUCUUGAAAGAUCAGAAAAGCUGUUGCUAAAUAAUUGCAUCAAACAGCAUAGAACUGAAAUUCAAAACCAACUUUGGGAUGCAGCCUAUAUUUAGAGCAAUAUUUCUGUGCUUCAAUAUGGUAAACUGUCAAAAAGUUAAAAUUGUACUGGGAGUUGGGAGAUUUUUAAUUCAGAUUUUAACUAAGAUGGAGGAAUAGGUUGGAACUACAAAUUUAAUUGUAGCAAACAAGGGCCAGGACUGGAGCUGGUGUGAAAUGGGUUAGCACCAUCAAACAGUGAUCACUGUUCACCGCAAACACGCAGCUCGCUUGAGAUGCUUGCAAUUAUUAAGUGAAGCAUUCACCAGCAGGCUGUGCUUUGACUAAUGCUGUCUGCACAAAUAACCUUUUUUGAUCAUUUUUGAGAAAUGGAGGGAGUGAUGGCUCUAUAUUAAUGUCACAUGGUGAUUUCUACAACCUCGGGACAGCUUAUCAGCAUUUGUUUUAAAAAGACAUUUUCCAGUUUUGUUUUUUAUUGUGCUUGCUCUAGGAUUGUGCAAUGGUUUUAGGAGCUGACGAAUUGUCCAGUUCCCUGGUGCCCUUGUAGAAUCUCAGCCUGUUGUCUCAUCUCUCUCUGGUUACAUUUCUCACACCAGCUCUCACCCACUGUAUCUGAUGCUCUGAUUCUGUGCCUCACCUCACAAGGGAAUACUGCCUCGUAACUUCAAAAACCUGCUUUGUUCUCACUGCAAGUGCCUCCUCUUCCCAAUUAAUGUACUUAUUUCAGUCUCAAAAUUAAGGACCAUCUGCCUUUGAAUUGUGUAUUAAAUUCUGGCCCUAAAGAGCAGCCACAGAUCAUCUUUGAUUUCCAAACUGCACAUGACCGAUGUAAUUAACUGGGAGCUUUCAAACUGACAUCACUGCCUUAUGGCUGUACCUGGAUUCGCCAAUCUUGAAUUUUUUUCCCAAUAUUUUAUGUAAAGUCAGACAAGUCUAUCACAAAGGAGUGGCCUGUUUGGGGAGAAUUAUUUUGAGCUUGUUUGGAUUUUAAUUGUAAACACAAUGUUCCUCUUUGAUAAAUUGAUACUAACUAAGGAAUGAAUUUAAUCUUUUAAGACCAGGUGUCUGCAGGAACUCCACACUUGCUCAUUCUCGCUACUUACACUAUACCCAGUCUCAAGGAGUUUAUUUAACCCUGGCCAUCACAGAGAGGGGAGCCUGAGAUUUCCAUCCUGCUUUGUAGUAAAACACCUUCCUGACACCAUCUCCUGAAAGGCCUACCUCAGGACUACUCCCUCCAGAGGACAUGCGCUCCCUGUAAUGACUGUAGUGAAUCACUUCAAACACCUUACCCACAUCGCCUCACGCCCUUUUAAACUCGAGAGCAAUUGUCAGGUUUGUGCAACCUGUCCUCAACCCUCUACACUCCCCCUGCCCAAAAAAUUGGCAAUACAUCCCUCAAGGUGCAGUGCCCAGAGCAUUCUCCAGCUGGGAACUGACCACCGCUGAGUCAAGCUGAACUUGGUAUUUGAGGAUUAACCCAGGCUACACCCUGUGUCCUUCAUUGAGGUAAAGUUUCCAUAGUCACAGAGGACCACAGGGCCGCUUUCUCAUUCAAGAAGAGCUGACUAGUGUUGAGUUUAACCUGUGCAUCACCAUGCCUAAUGUGAAGGGUGUCAGUACAGUUUAAGUGUUUAAUUCUGAUAUUUAAGAUGAGGGUGAGCUUUACUGACCAGAGUGUUUUUCUGCAGUAUUUUAAAUUUUCUCAUCAGUAACAACAAUCACUAACCCAGCUGGUCUGGGCAUUAAGGAAAGAUGACUACCGUGGAGUAGAUUUCAUUGGAAUUAUAUCUCCCCUUCACCAUACAGAUUUACCCAACGUUUAAAAGCAGUUAGUGGUCAUUAUUAACUAGGUGUCACAGAACAAGAUUCAGUCUCUCAAUCCUGCAGGUUCAUCUUUUGCACUAUCGGUCUCUCCUGGUUCCGGUCUCUCCUGUGCACAUUUCAAUUCCUGAAGGAAAGUUCUUCCAAAAAACUCUCUUCAGUGCAAGGUUCUAAAAUAUUCAUCCAUCCUCACAGCUUCCCCGUACAAAGAAAACCGUGAAUGAUAUCUGUUUCCAUUGCUCCCCCUGUUGCCAAAGGCUCUGAACCAGCCCUGACUCUUCAAUAAUGUCUCUUGCUAUUCCCACUUUUAUUUCUCUUGCUUCUAAGUAAAGUUGAAAAUCACUUUUCUUCCAAAAUAAAUCCAGAAUUUGGGCCCUCUUCCCUUAUGAAGUCAUACUUGAAUUUUCAGUAAAAUUCCUGAAAUCUUAAAAAUGUUCUUGCAGCUUGUGAAUUGGUGCUGAGGCCAGUGAUUUUUGCUGACAGUUACUCUGCACUUUGUGGUGAAUUGCACUCUCUUAAUGUAACUAUGAAUCAGCCUUUAUCUAAGGAAGCGCAGAGAUUAGGAAAGCCUUUGGUAGGUGCUGUGUUUCAUGGAAACCCAAGAGUUGUGUCUAGCCUCAAGGUGCACCAAGGUUCAAUGAAUUGUAUUAGCAGACAGUAUUCUCUGCUUGGGCUUGUGAGAUUGAGGAUUGUCAGAGAAAAGGAAAUAGUGACGGGUGUGAAGACAGGAGGGGGAAGGAGUGGAGGCAGGACAGCGCGAAAGGAUCAUUUGUUUUGGGAGAUUGAGAGUCUGAGCAGUGCAGGGAAUUGUCCAAGAUCUUUUAACCCAUGAAUAAGUCAACAUUUAAUGGUGAAUCCUUUGCAGUGCAAUCAACGUGCCAAAUUUUGAGUGUGUCCCUUUAAGAGAUGUGACUCUCACUCUGCUUGUAAUCUGUUAUACAGCAGUGCCCAGCAGUUAGUAAGUUCCCGAGAGAGAGAUUUGUAAACACAACAGUAGCAAUGACCUUGGAAAGCAGGAAGUCAGCAACAAUGCCAGAUUUCCCAAAACUGAGCUAUUUUAAUUCAGGCGUGGCAAUUUGCUGUCCAUUUUAACUGUGGGGUGUAUAGUUCUCAAAGUAAAAACCAAAGUUGAAAUAUUUAUAUGUAGAAAGAAAGUAGGAAUUGCAAAAUAAGCACAAUCUGUAAAUCUCUGCAGUGGUUUGGCCUGUUUUAUCCAGUCCAGACUAGCAGAACGAAAGCCUAGAAUACGUGCGGAGGUUAGUUCAAAGGAUUCUGUGUGAGGCAAGUUGGGCAGGUGUCAGUUCAUCAAUCAUUGCGUCAUAAACCUACCAACACAUACCGAAGGACAAAUCAACACUAGUCCACCAAUCUCACAGAAGUUCUCGUUUUGUUACAACCCUGGGGAAAUUAAGCAAGUGGCAUGUUCUCACGUGGACUCUGUAGUGAGCAGUAGGGUUCUCUUGUCAAUACCUUCUCAUUAACCUGAUAAGAGAUGUAACGACACAACUUUGGAGAAGGUGGGGCUUGAAUCUGGGCUUCCUGGCUCUGAGGUACCAUAAUAGCUCUCAGUGUUGUCCUGAACCCUGGCUUUGAGAAUACGGGCUCAAGCUUCUGCCUGUGUGUAUGACUGGGCACAGUGCUUUAGCCAUUUUGUAGACUUGGACUCUGUAUGUGACAAUGUCACAAUAACAAGAAAGAUACAUCAUGAUGUUAGAUUUGAGAAUCAUGUGCUUACUGAUUCCAGUGGUUGGAUGGAGGAAACCAGUAAGAAGAUUAUUUUCACUGGUUUACAAAUCAUCCCAGCAAAUUUGUUUAGUCUGUGGAAACAAGCAGUAAUAAAGGAAUGCAAAGUAGCAACAGCAGUGACGUGGGACGAGCAAUGGAGGAGCCUUGCACAGUGUCUGGUUAACUGGCUCAUUUUUCAGCUGGGGACACACGGGAAAGAGCAUGAUUCAAUCUCAUGUCAGUUUUAUUCCAGUUGGAGCAUUUGAUACUGACACUGCCAGCUAAAAGUGACACAAUUUCAUUCCCAACACUAACACCUCUGACCUCAAUAAGCACAAAAGAAAAAUACACAAAUAUUUUUGCAUAAUCAUGGCACUUUAGAACAGAAACCAGUUUACUGAGGUGUAGGUUUGGAGGAAUUGAAAAGAGUUUUUUAUUGAAUGCCAUAUACUUUGGGGAAUUGUGUUAAUCAUUUGAAAGUGCACCAAUCACAGUUCAGUUUUCUACUCCAUCUUACCAUGUGGGAAGGUGAAAACAUCAUUAUUUUUUGACAAAUUUUCAUAGAGCAUUUUUCUUCCAGUUUGUUGAAUACAAAAUGUUUAUUAAAAUUGACAUGAUUUAAAGAGACAGUAUUUCUUUGUGUACAAAUUAAGCCAAAUACUGUAGAGGGACUGUGAACAAAACAGUAUUUACCGUAUCAACAUCCAGAUCAAACUUCUAAAGUUUCUUUCAUAAAAUGUUUGGUAUUGAUACUAUAUUAAUAUAAACAGUUAAGAUCUUUGUGGCCUGACAGUUUCUAGUCCAUUAUACAUUGCCCUGCAUAGAUAGCUGGUUCACAGUAAGUCGGAUUGUAAAUGGAAUCUUGGUAUUCUGUCGAUACUUGAACUACAGUUAGCAAAUCUUCCUGGGAACAUCUUCAGGUCAGACAUUAGUAGACAAGCUGAGAGUCUGGAUACAAACUCUGCCUCAAUAUCAGUUAUUUUAUUCUCUUACCUUGCAUUGUUUUGGUGGGGUCUUCACCAGUUAGUAAAUAUGUGGCAAGCUCAUUGCUUCUGUCCAGCCCACUGGCCACAAAAAUUCAAAGCAGCCACUGCAAGAUGUUUAAGAGCCAACCGAAUGGGUUCAUUCUCCAAUCUCAGCUCUUCAGCAACGGCUCAAAGAUCAGACAAACCUGAUUUCCAUCGGAUUCUCUGGAAUCUGACUGUGGCGAUGAGCCUUCACUGUGCUGUGUAUUUGAGCUCCUGUAUUCCAGUUGAAUAAAUUUUCCUUUUUUGUAAUGGUCAGAAUUCCUUAGAGUUAUAUGCAAGAAAUAACUAAAUACACCCUCCUAAAUGCUCUGAUAGUCAUGACCACCAGUCCUGCUCAGCAAUUGAACCACUUCCUGAUUUUAUAGCUUUACUUUUUGGGGGCUUUUUAAAACAGUGGUUUUGGAAGGAAGAUGGUACUGAGAGGGCAGUGAGUUGGGCAAUUCUUGGAGCUGACUGUUGAUAAAUUUCAGUGUGGAGUUCUGUGUUUGCUUCUUUGUUGUUGCUGUUCCCAGAGCAUACCACCUCAUUUUGGAGCAAGCCAGUGCAAUGAUGUUUGCUUCUAGAUUUGCUGUGCUUCAAUCCUGACUGCACUGUCUUUAGUAAUUAGUACAUAUGCGUUCAAAGGCACCAACACAAACUCAAGACAAUUGAAAUCUUCCAAGUAUGAUAACUGUUGUAAGAGUUCUUCAGUUUCGGAGUCUCUGACUGAGUGGUGUUGGAGGCUUGUCUGUUGAGCUAAACUGACUUCAGUGACAUCACCUUCCUGCACAAAGUCUUUGUAAAAGGAAAUGGGACCUUAGGACCUGAUCUGAAAAUGGUAGCAAGGGCUCUUGACCUGCAAAAAUCUAAUUCCUGAAUGUUGCGAAUACAUUUUUGGGCGGCACGGUGGCACAGUGGUUAGCACUGCUGCCUCACAGCGCCUGAGAUCCGGGUUCAAUUCCCAACUCAGGCGACUGACUGUGUGGAGUUUGCACGUUCUCCCCGUGUCUGCGUGGGUUUCCUCCGGGUGCUCCGGUUUCCUCCCACAGUCCAAAGAUGUGCGGGUCAGGUGAAUUGGCCAUUCUAAAUUGUCCGUAGUGUUAGAUAAGGGGUAAAUGUAGGGGUAUGGGUGGGUUGCGCUUCGGGUCGGUGUGGACUUGUUGGGCCGAAGGGCCUGUUUCCACACUGUAAGUAAUCUAAUCUAAUUUCUCAGCACGAUGACCAUGAAGAAUACUGUCUCUUUAAAGCCGUAUUGCUACAGUUGUUUGAUUGUUGGAGUGUUUGAGAGUUGAUCUCUUCUCCUUUGUUGUAUAAGGAUUCUAGUAAUUUUUUUUGUUUUCUUUGUAGUGACUGCUGCAGCCUUAAAUUAAAGGAAUAAGAGGGAAUAUU
Hemiscyllium ocellatum (epaulette shark) is the source of this 9898-nucleotide messenger RNA. RefSeq names its product MTSS I-BAR domain containing 1 (gene mtss1). The record is from RefSeq and is a predicted model, not a curated record. Bases 191 to 2365 code for a protein of 724 amino acids. Gene Ontology annotation, molecular function: phospholipid binding; actin binding. Gene Ontology annotation, biological process: cell projection assembly; plasma membrane organization. Gene Ontology annotation, cellular component: actin cytoskeleton; cytoplasmic side of plasma membrane. The transcript has 15 exons. NCBI's taxonomy places the organism in Eukaryota, Metazoa, Chordata, Chondrichthyes, Orectolobiformes, Hemiscylliidae.